Musa acuminata subsp. malaccensis (wild Malaysian banana) is the source of this 1322-nucleotide messenger RNA. NCBI's taxonomy places the organism in Eukaryota, Viridiplantae, Streptophyta, Magnoliopsida, Zingiberales, Musaceae. The record is from RefSeq and is a predicted model, not a curated record.
CUGCAGGCCUUGCAUGUGGUUGGCAUGCAUGGCGAUGGUGGCGUUGAGCUUGCCCACGGUGGCGCUGCUGGUGGUGCUCUGUGCUUGAACAGACGACGGGAUGGGAUGUGCUGGUCACAUAGCAGUUGAACAUUCUAGAAGAUUGAUGGAUCAUCUAGAACUCUCUAGAACUCCAUCCGGGCUUUGGAUCGAUCAAGUCCAUGCAAAUCAUACGGCUCUCGUCGAUAUAAAGCCCACCCGUCGCUGCUAUAUUUAAGAGCCCUGAAGGCGCGCCACCAGAAAUUUGAUCGCCACCUCCUCUCCUGCCUCCUUCACCCAUCACAGAGCUCCCGCCCACCGUUCUAACGGUAAUAUUCCGAUGGCACAGAUUGCCGUUCUCAGCGACACGCUCGCGGGCCACACGGACAUGGUGACGGCGAUCGCCGUCUCCGCUUAUUACUCCCCCAUCGUCGUCUCCUCCUCCUGCGACAAGUCCGUCCUCAUCUGGAAAAUCAAGGACGACGUCACCGUCGUCCCACACCGCCGACUCACGGGACAUUCACAUUUCGUCGAGGACGUGGUCCUCAACAGCGAUGGCCAGUUGGCCUUCUCAGCCUCCUGGGACGGCGACGUCCGCUUCCGGGAUGUCGCCACCGGUUCCAUCACCUCGCGCUUCGUGGGUCACACAAAGGAUGUCCUCUCGGUCACCAUCUCCCCCGACAACCGCCAGAUCGUCUCGGGGGGGCGCGACCGCAUCAUCAAGGUCUGGAAUUCGCUCGGCGAGUGCAAGUGCACGAUUGAGGGUGCCGACGCCCACACCGAGUGGGUCAGCUGCGUCCGUUUCAGCCCCAACUUCCACAAACUGGUCCUCGUGUCCGACUCCUGGGAUCGGACAGUCAAGGUGUGGAACUUCACCAACCGCAAGCUCAUGUACACGCUGGUCGGCCACACCGGCUACGUCAACGCCGUGGCUGUCACCCCCGACGGCACAAUGUGCGCGAGCGGCGGCAAGGACACCCUCGUCCUACUAUGGGAGCUCGCCAUCGGGGCGAAGGUCCACGAGUUCAACGCCGGCUCCAUCAUCCACGCGAUUUGCUUCAGCCCCCGCUGGUACAGGCUGUGCGUCGCGUCGGAGAACGACUUCCGUAUCUGGGACCUCGCCGAGAAGACUCUGCUCCAGGUUCUCAAGCCGGAGACGGCCGUCGGCAGGAAAAAGAGACCCUUCUGCACCAGCUUAACCUGGAGCACUAAUGGCCUCACGCUGUAUUCUGGAUACAAGGAUGGCACAAUCAGACUUUGGGGCUUUUCUCCUGCUUAGAUGGUGGCACUUUGGCUGCGCAAGG